ACCAAUCUCCUCCUGUCACUCUGUGUUCGUGAGCUCUUUGACUUGCCCUCUCGGAAGCUCUGCUAGAGGAUUGAAGAUAGAGCCUAUCACACUGUCUGGAAAGGGACACUGAUUAGAGUGUCCCACACCAUUGGAAGACUUAAAAAGAACAGAGGCGUGUUUGCCAACCUUAGCAAACAGAUGAAACCUUUGCUCACCAGCCCCGGAGGCGGUGCACUGUAGCGGGGAGCUGGCUCCUUUAGUGGCCGAGUUUUCCGAGUGACCUUCCUGAUGCUGGCUGUUUCCCUCACCGUCCCGCUGCUCGGAGCCGUGAUGCUGCUGGAUUCGCCCAUCGACCCACAGCCCCUCAGCUUCAAGGAACCUCCUCUCUUGCUUGGUGUUCUGCAGCCGAAUACGAAGUUGCGACAGGCAGAAAGGCUAUUUGACAACCAGCUCAUUGGGCCUGAGUCCAUAGCAAAUAUCGGGGACGUGAUGUUCACUGGCACGGCAGAUGGCCGGAUCGUGAAACUUGAAAAUGGUGCAGUAGAGACCAUCGCCCGGUUUGGUUCAGGCCCAUGCAAGACUCCGGAGGAUGAGCCUGCGUGUGGGAGGCCCCUGGGCAUCCGGGCAGGGCCCAACGGGACCCUCUUUGUGGCUGAUGCGUACAAGGGGCUGUUUGAAGUGGAUCCCUGGAAACGUGAGGUGAAGUCCCUGCUGUCCUCUGACACGCCCGUGGAGGGGAGGAAACUGUCCUUUGUGAAUGACCUGACGGUGACUCGGGACGGGAGGAAGAUCUACUUCACGGAUUCUAGCAGCAGAUGGCAGAGACGAGAUUACCUGCUGCUGUUCAUGGAGGGCACGGCUGAUGGGCGCCUGCUGGAGUACGACACGGAGACUGGGGAGGUCAAGGUGCUGCUGGACCAGUUGCGCUUCCCCAACGGCGUGCAGCUCUCCCCUGCCGAGGACUUUGUCUUGGUGGCCGAGACGACCAUGGCCAGGAUAAGGAGAUUCUAUGUGUCUGGCCUGAUGAAGGGCGGGGCUGACCUGUUCGUGGAGAACCUGCCGGGCUUUCCAGACAACAUCCGGCCCAGCGGCUCCGGGGGCUACUGGGUCGGCAUGGCGAUCAUUCGCCCCAACCCUGGGUUUUCCGUGUUGGAUUUCUUAUCCGAGAGACCGUAUAUUAAGAGAAUGAUUUUUAAGCUGUUCAGUCAGGAGACGAUAAUGAAGCUUGUGCCCCGGUACAGCCUCGCCCUGGAACUCAGCGACAGCGGGGCCUUCCUGAGAAGCCUGCACGACCCCAAUGGGCAGGUGGCUGCCUACGUCAGCGAAGUGCACGAGCUGGACGGGCACCUGUACCUGGGCUCCUUCAGGUCCCCCUUCCUCUGCAAACUCAGCCUGCGGUCUGUUUAGCGGUCCCCAUGGCCCCUAGAGCACCGGGCCCUGCGCCUGGUCCUUCCCACUUGGCCUGCCGGCCCGUGGAAGUAUGGGGCCACCCUGCACGUGUGUGGGCCCCUGCAGGACUCGUUCACCUGUGUUUAACUUGGAGUUUAGAGGGAAGCAUUACAUCUGCUAUAGGGAAGUUAGUCUACAUAAAGCCAUUUUCUCUUAAAAGAUCCUUUCUGUGUGCUGGAAUUCUCUAGGACUUAGGAGACUCAUGCACUUUUAACAGGCCUCAGGGUUUGGUGGGUCGGGCAGCAGGAGCGCUGUCUAGGGAUCUUGUUUUUGCUCCUGGCUCUGUCGUGCACCUCAGUGUCUUUACUGUAAAACAGGAUGGGAGGGGCCAGGAGAACCCAGGGCAAAAGCGUGUGAGGUGGAGCUGUGCAGGCAAACGUGUCAGAACAUGUUCUCAAGUUUUGUGGACCAGCCCUGGUCCCUGGUUGUUCCUUAGCUCCCACCUACCAGCCUCCUCGGCUCUCCCUCUGCCAGAGGCCUUUUAAGACCCCCGAGUGCCCACCAACUUUGAAAGUGAGGCCUGAGUACACGCGUAGGAAAAGCGUGCUGGUUCCAGCAGCUCAGGGACCACACUGGGUUCCUCCACUGUGCGCUGAGUGGCCCUGCAGCUGUCUGUGGUGUCUCCGCAGGGAAGUCCUGUUCACGCCUGUGCUCCUCACCUCUCGGCCCACAGAUGUGAACAGGGCACAUUAAAUGUCCUGUUUGCUUGAGCAUCGUAGCCGGAAACUGCCAUGUAUCCUGGCAAGUACGCCGUGAAUUCUGUCAGGAAGACCAUGUGUUAAUGAUGAUUAAAUAGGCUUUUUUCCUGCUGAUUAACCUACUCUGAAGAUGUUGCCUGGGAGUUUCUUCUCUGAUACAGCUGUUUGAAUGGUGACAGAGAUUCCCCUCCACCGCGUGGUGACAGGAGGCUCUCUGUGGCUGGGGUCUCGUUACGGGACAAGCAGUCCGCCCCGUCUGCUCGGGCUGCCACCUCCUGGUGCGGUUCUAUCCUGGGCAAGUCGAUACUACCCUGUUUUCCUGUUUGCCUGCAAAAUGGGGCUCAUGGCUGUUCCUUUCUUUCCUGGGUAUUUAUUAAAACGAGAUUGUGUCUCUGAAAUUGUUUUUAGUAACUUGACAAAGACAGUGUUUUAAAUAGGUAAUGGCAUUAAAAUUAAAGAGGACUGAAGCUAUGGUGAGGUGGGAACCGGCGGUGGCGCCCUUUGCCCCUGGCACAGGCCCCACCCCAAAUGCCACCGCCCCUGCACGGUGUCCGCCGGGGGAAGGCUCAGGAAGGGUGGCUAGCUCGUCCUGUGUCGCCCCACCCAGGCUGGGUCUGUGCGGCUGCAGCAGAGACUGCAGCCCCGCCGCCGAGACCCACGUGCAGGCGAAUGACUUCCUAGGAAAGGAGACUGAGGGGUGGCCACUGACCUCCUCAGUGGGUGACGGUGCGUCUCACGUGCUGAGUGUGUGGCUGAGCCUGUGUGAGCUGACUUCUGAUCAAGAACAGAGGCCUGCCUUCGAGUGCCUCACUGUUACUGAUGCAGAGAAACUGGUAAAUUGCUUUUCACAGUUUGCAGGAAACAAGUCUUGAUUUUGACUUGUGUUCAUUUUCUGUCUCAAAGUGUCACUUCCUGUGUUUUAUCUGGUAAUUGCUACAGUGAGGUGCAAAAUACAGCCUUAUUAGGUUUCAAUAUGUGAUAUGCUUUUGUUUUAAACAAAAAACAUUUGCUCUAAUGUGAAUUACCUACAUGCUUUUAAAAUUAAAUCCAGUGAUCCAUU
This is a messenger RNA of Manis pentadactyla (Chinese pangolin), 3189 nucleotides long. It is a transcript of the gene APMAP, whose product is annotated as adipocyte plasma membrane associated protein. Bases 271 to 1389 code for a protein of 372 amino acids. Gene Ontology annotation, molecular function: strictosidine synthase activity. The transcript has 9 exons. NCBI's taxonomy places the organism in Eukaryota, Metazoa, Chordata, Mammalia, Pholidota, Manidae. The record is from RefSeq and is a predicted model, not a curated record. Gene Ontology annotation, biological process: biosynthetic process.